AUGCUUCCACGCCUUUCCAUAUGCACUGAUCAAGCACCGCGCGAGGCUAUACAACCACAAGCACACCUUCAAGGUGAAGAAGAGUUGGCCGAUUGCUUCUUUCUGGACGCGACCAAUUUUUCGUACCGCGAUAGAAUCUUUGUUUUUAUCGAUGAGAUGUUUAAGGUAGAACUUACGAAAAACAAUGGAGACGAGCCUUAUCUCAUUGAGAAAUUCCAAGCGGAUGCUGCGCGUCUUCACGACUGA
Molecule: messenger RNA, 246 nt
Organism: Plasmopara halstedii
Lineage: Eukaryota; Oomycota; Peronosporomycetes; Peronosporales; Peronosporaceae
Exons: 2
Coding region: 1-246 (81 amino acids)
Source: RefSeq, a predicted model, not a curated record